AUGCCUGAACCUCGCCCCAAAUGUCUGAAGAAAGUGCUACAUGCUGGUCGUGGAACAGUGCCGGAGUAUCGAGACGGUACCAAGGCGAUAUUCCACUAUGAGACAGAUGACUACGAAGUUAUUGACAAUACAAGACGACCAUGGCCAGAUGGAUAUGGCAAGCCGCUGGAGCUGAUAUUUGGCAAGAAAUUUCAAUUACCGGUGUUUGAGACAUGUUUACGGUCGAUGUUAGUCGAUGAGGUCUCCCAAUUUGAUGUGGAACUAACUGAGCUCUGUACAUAUCCAAUGGUGUCCAAAAAGUUACGGGAUCUGUCCAAACCACACGACAAAGGAGGUGGCCACUCACAUGAUUCACACAUGUGUGCAGCCGCUUUGACAGCCGGGACCGGCUAUGCUGUUUUGGACGAUUUGAUGCGAAAUCCACGUCCGCUAAGAUUCAUAUUCCAUUUGUUAUCCGUGACUCAACCUGAAGACUAUGAUCGCAUAAAGCUGGCAACUGGAAAAACUACACCCGAAGCGAUAGACAAGUACAGAGAGGCACUUGGUCGUCUUGAUACGUUGAUUUUGAGAGAAAAACCGGGUGAACCUGAAUGGGAGGAAUUGGAUCGAAAGAAUGUCUCACUGUAUUCGAAUCUAUCCCAAUGUUACCUGAACGUCGGCAACAUGUAUGAAGCCGCUGAGACAGCAUCCGAGGUUCUAUCCCGGGAUCCUGAUAACGAGAAAGCGCUUUACCGAAGGGCAAAGGCACGGAUUGCUGAAGAAGAUCUCAAACGAUUAGCCCAGCUGCCAAACAACCGACGGGCGUUCGUGAAAGCCGAACUCGCAGUAGUGGCUCAGAAGAGAGCGGAAUUAGCUGCAAGCAAAAAAGAGACCUACUCCAAGAUGUUCAAAUAG
Molecule: messenger RNA, 894 nt
Organism: Cooperia oncophora
Lineage: Eukaryota; Metazoa; Nematoda; Chromadorea; Rhabditida; Trichostrongylidae
Source: the annotation of a GenBank genome assembly